GAGACCAAUUUUGUUUUGAGAAGAAGUAAACGCUAGAAUAUGUUAGGGUUGUGUACAUUCCCAAAUAUUCAUUUUCUUGCACUUUCUGACUGAAUCUUCUUGCUGUCUUCUGAAAUCUUGAAGAUGAAGCUCAAACAAUUAGAAGGUCUUCUUGGCAGCCUUGAACAAUUCUCUCAUCCAAAGAUUGAGCUAGAACAAUACCCAACUGGACACCAUAUUGCUUCUAGGAUGCUCUUCAGUGCUGAGAAUUCAUUUGGGGAUAUCGGUGAUAAGGUAGUAGCUGAUUUUGGUUGUGGGUGUGGCACAUUAGGUCUUGCUGCUGCUCUUUUGGGUGCAGAACAUGUUAUCGGAGUAGAUAUCGAUGUCGAGUCACUUGCAGUGGCAUCUGCAAAUGCUGAAGAUCUUGAGGUCGAUAUGGAAUUUGUUCAAUGUGAUGUUAGGAAUUUUGGAUGGAGAGGUCAGAUUAUAGAUACUGUUGUAAUGAAUCCACCAUUUGGUACUCGAAGAAAAGGUGCUGACAUGGACUUCUUGUCUGUGGCUUUGAAGGUUGCUUCUCAAGCAGUUUAUUCAUUGCACAAGACCAGUACGAGAGAUUAUGUGAAGAGGACUGUGUUGCGGGAUUACAAUGCUAGUAGCGCGGAGGUUAUAUGCGAGGAUACUACUCAUUUACUAAAUUUUACAGCUCCGAUAUGACGUACCUAAACUAUACAAAUUUCACAAGAAAAAGGAAGUAGAUAUUGCUGUUGACCUAUGGCGCUUUGUCCCCAAGUAAAUCUGGUAGAACUUGUGUAGCAGUGAUUUAGAUGACUGGCUAGUCAAUUUACAGUUGCAUAUCCAAAAAAACGAAGAAUUAUACUCCAUGUACAACAUUUAAGAUGGUUGAUGUUUAAGGUAUACUUGGCAGAUUCAUCAUUA
Messenger RNA from Daucus carota subsp. sativus, 915 nucleotides. RefSeq lists its product as uncharacterized. The transcript has 9 exons. The record is from RefSeq and is a predicted model, not a curated record. Lineage: Eukaryota; Viridiplantae; Streptophyta; Magnoliopsida; Apiales; Apiaceae. Gene Ontology annotation, biological process: rRNA methylation. Gene Ontology annotation, molecular function: rRNA (adenine-N6-)-methyltransferase activity; nucleic acid binding. The coding region runs from base 124 to 693 and encodes 189 amino acids.